Messenger RNA from Diatraea saccharalis (sugarcane borer), 522 nucleotides. Lineage: Eukaryota; Metazoa; Arthropoda; Insecta; Lepidoptera; Crambidae. The record is from the annotation of a GenBank genome assembly.
AUGCCUUUGGCCAAAUCUAAUGAAGCACGGAUUUCCCAACCAACUGAUGAUUUGGUACAACAUGUUGACCAUGAGAAUAACGCUCCCAGCAAUUCUUCACAGCCCUCGUGCUCAACAAAUGAUACGUCGUCUGUUCAGCCGUUCAUUGAGAUAGAUAGAGCCCGUACACCACUUGCCAGUCUUCCUAUUCAAAGCAUCGAAUCGCCUCAUAUACCCCUUGAAAAUUUAGCCCCCCUUCCACGAGCUGAAUAUCUUUCAAGAUCGAACCGCAAAAGAGCAAAGUCAGAUAUUUUGAGUGGGUCUCCGUAUAAGCUGGCUCUCGAGGAGUCUUUGGUUUCAAAGAAAGUACCAAAAAAUGUACCGAAGAUUCAAUCAAAGACUGUUCCAAAAACAAAUUCAAAACCUCUUCCUAAAAAGGGCAAACAACCUUUUAAAGUGCCAAAGAAAAUGCCCAAAAAAAAGGUUUGGAGAUGCCCAGCAUGUACUGAAGUCUAUGUAGACCCCCCGCAGAAGACUGGAUAG